UUAGACACUCGCAAUUUCUUCACCAAUCUCAGAAUAAGAACACUACAAUCUUCUUUCAAGGCUAAGAAAAAUGGCUUUUAGAAACUCUCUUGCCAUCUUCUUUGCCUUGAACAUCAUCUUCUUCACAAUAACAGAAGCCGCCCGCUCUGGUUGUCCACCUGGGUCAUACAAACCCAAGCCGCCUUCCCCAACCCCUCCAGCCAUCCAGACAUGCCCAAAAGAUACAAUAAAGCUCGGUGUUUGUGUUAAGGCGCUUAACUUAUUGAAUGUGACAUUAGGUGCUCCUCCAGUUAAACCGUGUUGCAGCCUCAUUGACGGUUUGGUCGAUCUAGAAGCUGCGGUUUGUCUUUGUACCGCGCUUAAAGCUAGCAUUCUCGGCAUCAACAUUAACCUUCCAAUCAACCUUAGCUUGCUUCUCAACGUUUGCAGCAGAAAGGCUCCACGCGGCUUCCAAUGCCCUUAAUUUCUCAAACACGUCAAAAUAUUGCUAAAUUCUGAAUUUCUUGCUAUGUUUCAAUUUGGUCGAACUUUUGUUUGUGUUUCCUGUGUUUUUUUUUUAUCUUCUCGUCUUUGAACUGGUGGAUGAGGAUAAGAAAUGAGUUUGUUUUGUAAUUUAUUUCAAUUGUUUUGAUGAAUAAGAUAUAACACUUUCGGUGUUACGUUAAA
Molecule: messenger RNA, 666 nt
Organism: Raphanus sativus (radish)
Lineage: Eukaryota; Viridiplantae; Streptophyta; Magnoliopsida; Brassicales; Brassicaceae
Product: putative lipid-binding protein AIR1
Exons: 1
Coding region: 71-463 (130 amino acids)
Source: RefSeq, a predicted model, not a curated record